Molecule: messenger RNA, 378 nt
Organism: Maudiozyma barnettii
Lineage: Eukaryota; Fungi; Ascomycota; Saccharomycetes; Saccharomycetales; Saccharomycetaceae
Product: PRCC domain-containing protein
Exons: 1
Coding region: 1-378 (125 amino acids)
Source: RefSeq, a predicted model, not a curated record
AUGGUAUUUUCAACUGGAUAUAAUCGUCGUAAAACAGAUAUGCAUAAAAGAUCCUUUAAACCACUUACAUUGACCCGAACUGGAUAUAUCAAACCUAAAUCAACUACAUCGAAAAGUAGUGAUAGAACUGAAAAUAAAACAAAGAUUAAUCACAAAAACAAAAAUGAAAUACCCAAGAAAAAGCUCCAUUGUAUGCAAGAAUCAACCAAAUUUAUUCCUCAGGUUCAAGAAUCGCUAGUGAUUUCCGGAGUACGUGAUCCGAAGAAUCAAUUAAGCUCAUUAGUAAGUAAUGCUAAAAAGAAUAUGGAUUCCUUAAAUGAACGUAACAACAGAAUCAAGAAUGCUAAAAAGCAAUCACGUAGCAGAUAUGGCUGGUAG